AUGGCUGAACAAAAUCCUUCCGACUCCACCGAUAUGUCCAUGACGGACAUCCGUAACCAAAUGGAACAACAAUCCGUGGCAAACACCCAGCUCACUAUCACAAUUCACAACCUUGCGCAGACAGUGCAAGCAUUGGCCUUAUCCGUAGAAGACAUCAGACAAGGUUUGCAGAGGCUGCCACAACAUCCUAUACAGCAGGGGCAAUCAUCCCAAUUUCCACCACCAUCUAACAGUUCUCCUGGUAUUCCACCACCAUCUCACCGUUCUCCUGGUAGUUCUCCUGGUAUUCCACCACCAUCUCACCGUUCUCCUGGUAUGUCCAACACUCAAGUUCCGUCCCAACAUAUCAAUGGCUUACGAUUAGAACUCCAAGUUCCGUCCCAACAUAUCAAUGGCUUACGAUUAGAACUCCUUAAGUUCAAUGGUAUAGACCCUUAUGGAUGGCUGUUUAAGAUUAAUGAAUAUUAUGAGUUUUACGGUAUCUCUGACAUAUAUCGAGUGCAAAUUGCGUCAUUUGCGAUGGAAGACGAUGCAUCAGAAUGGUAUUGUUGGUUGAAAACCAACCAGUUAUUAGGUACUUGGGAAGAUUUCAUGGAUAAAAUUAAACUUCGUUUUGGGCCAUCACAACUCGUGGAUUAUCAAGGACAACUCUCCAAACUUACUCAGACGAGCACAGUUGCAGACUAUCGCGCAAGCUUUGAGCGAUUGUUAAAUAAGGUGUCGGGCAUAUCUGAAGCUGUCCUUAUUUCAAUGUUUAUUGCAGGAUUAAAACAUGAGUUACAGCAAGACUUACUGUUGGCCAAACCUAUGUCCCUGGAGGAAGCUUUUUCCCUAGCAAAAACAUAUGAAAGCAAAUAUGAGUUGUUACUCUCUACACCAAAAUGGGCUUCUCGUCCAACUGCAGUUUCUAUUCCGCAUCGCCCAUAUUCCAAUCAUCACCCUCCUAUACGCCCAACCACUGUCACCAUGCCUCAACCACCCCAACGCCCAAGCCCCACGACAACCACUGGACGUCCUAUUCCCGACCUUCCGGUUAGACGUCUAUCGGCCGCGGAAAUAAGAGAUAAACGAAGCAAGGGAUUAUGUUAUAAUUGCGAUCAAAAAUGGUCAAAUUCUCAUCGAUGUCAAAGUAGAUUUUUAAUGUUAUUAGGAAUGGAAGAAGAUGACCAAGUCUGUCAGGAAGAAGUGACACCACAAGAUGACCAGUUCACAGAGGCUAUACUCAUCACAGCAGAUAUUUCUACUCUGAACUCACUGUCUGGAAUGAAUACACCAAGGUCUCUUCGUUUAUGGGGUGAUAUUCACGGUCAAAGGAUACGGUCUCUUCGUUUAUGGGGUGAUAUUCACGGUCAAAGGAUACAGAUUUUGGUUGAUGGAGGAAGCACUCACAAUUUUAUCCAACCAUCAGUUGCAGAAAAAUUGCACCUCCCUACCAAAACCAUUGAAAAAUUCAAAGAAAAAUUGCACCUCCCUACCAAAACCAUUGAAAAAUUCAAUGUAUAUAUUGGAAAUGGCGACUCCCUUCAUUGUAGAGUUCGUUGUCCUCAAGUCCCAAUUCAGAUGCAAGGUACAAUAUUUCCUAUCGACCUUUUUGUGUUACCAAUUCAAGGUCCCGAUGUUGUUUUAGGGGUACAAUGGCUACAGCAGUUGGGGAAGAUAACUCAUGACUAUGCUCAGCUCUCUAUGGAAUUCUUAUGGAAUGGACAACCUAUUUGUCUAAAGGGGGAUCAUGCGAGAUCAUUACAGCAAAUCACUUUCAAUCAACUUCAAGCAAUAACAGAGUCAAAGAAUCUUGAAGAACUCUAUGAGCUAUUUUACAUAGCGUCCACAGAAAACGAAGAGCUUCCGGAUACCACUCUCUCUAUGGAGUUUGAGUUACCUCAAGGCAUUCCAAAUGAAGCAGCAUAA
Messenger RNA from Ipomoea triloba (trilobed morning glory), 1908 nucleotides. RefSeq lists its product as uncharacterized. The record is from RefSeq and is a predicted model, not a curated record. The transcript has a single exon. NCBI's taxonomy places the organism in Eukaryota, Viridiplantae, Streptophyta, Magnoliopsida, Solanales, Convolvulaceae. The coding region runs from base 1 to 1908 and encodes 635 amino acids.